CCACUGGGUCACUGCCAUAUAUCUCACUAAUGCAACAUUUACCUCUCCUUUUUGUGUAUAAAACAAAAUUAAUUAAUUAAUUAAAAUGAUUAAAUAAUUGUUUAGUUGUUUUUUUUAUUAAUUAAGUCAUAUAUUAUCUUCGACUAUGAAUAAUUGUGCAAAAUUUAAACUUGAUCAGAGAAAGGGGAGAAGAAAAAAAAGUGUAAAGAAAUCCACCCAGAUAAACAGAUAUAAGCUUUAUAACAAAGGAUUGUUACAAACGUAUUGUGAAUCUUAAAGCAUUCAAAUUCACCUUGGCUAUGCGACUAACUGCUUGGAUAUGUAACGAAUAGACUCACGCAUCGUUAGCACAUUUAAAAAAAAACUUGAUUGAAUUCAUUGUUUAGAAAAACUUAUUUCUUGCUCAUGGGACUUCAGUGUUAAAGGGAAAAAAAAAAAGAGGACUUUUUUGAGGGUUGGGGAUAUAAAGUUUGGUUACCUAGGGACACACUUAUGUAAAGGAGGGGUGAGAUGGACUACCAGGCAGACAAUAAGAGGCGAGGUCGUAGGAACUCAUACCAGCACAGACAAAGCGCCAGUGUUUUUAGUGUCAGAGAGUCUCCGUUUGUCCGAGGCUGCUUCUCCCUCCAGCGUACACCAGCCUCGCCCGCCUCGGCCCCGAGUCCGUCACUAGAUUGUAGUCACCGGCUCUCCCCUUCCACCCCUUCCCUAGGGUAGACGCUCACUCAGCUAAUCCGCUGCAUGACGCUCGGGGUUACUUUAACUGCCCGGUAAAAUUUAGCUUUUUAAAUUUAAAUCUCCCCGGCGAAAGCCCCCAUUAGAGCCAGUUGUAUUUCAGUGAGUUGGCUAACUACACGACGGGGAACUGAGGGGUGCUUAACAUUUGUGUGUGUGUGAGAAAGAACGUGAUGUAGAACACAAUAUCUUACUCGAGACUGUCUGGUGUUUCGUCUGCUGUCAUAUCACAGCGAUAUGAAGCAGACGACAUCCGGUCUCUACGGAAUCUGAAGGUCAAGGCUUUAGAGGAAUGGGCUUCGAGUCUUCCCAGAAGACCAUACUUUCAGCAAUGGAAAACAACGAUACCAAAGAACGCGGCUCUGUGAAGGUGGCAUGGGAGAACAAGUAUACCCGUAAAGAGAACGACGCUAACUGCGAGGACAAGAAGCUGAGUCAGUCGAAUACCAAGGCCAGGACCAGCGUCGACAUCGAGGACGAAGAGUUUCAGAAGAGUCUGCAGAAGACGUUCACCUGGCGGCGGCUGAUCGCCAUCUUCCGCAGCAAGACCUUCGCCGACAAGACUCUGGAGAACCUCUACCGGAGGUACUUCAUCAAGGUGGAUCAGUCCUCCCAGUCCAACAUGCAGGUCAUCAUCGUGGUCAUCUGUGUGAUGCUCAUCUUCUUUUACUACGUGAACGGCUCCACCAGCCCCAUCCGGGGAGUCGUGAUGAGCCUCAUCAUUCUCAUCCUGGCCGUGCUGGAGGCGCUGCUGUACCGCAUAACUCUGCAGUACUACUCGCUGCAAAUAAUCUGCGCUGUGUCACUGUUCCUACUGGUGGCUGUAGUUUGCACGGUCACACUGGACCAGAAGCCCAGCGACGUUGGGGAUGGUCUGUGGGUGACCAUCUUUUUUGUGUACAUGACUUAUACUGGGAUACCGCUGCCGCUGUCUGUGGCCAUACUCAUGGGCAUAUUUCUUCCAUUGUUUCAACUAGCACUCACCACUAGAUUCACUCUGGACCAGAACUAUAUGAGAGAGCAGGUCAUUGCCAAUGUGUUCACUUACAUCUGUGUCAACAUCAUCGGCAUCUUCUUUCAUUACCCAAUGGAGGCUCAACAGAGGGAGGCCUUUUUGGAAACUCGGAACUGUAUAAGUGUCCGACUGGCUACACAGAAGGAGAACCAAAAGCAGGAACGACUACUCCUGUCGGUUUUACCUCGGCACGUUGCCAUGGAAAUGAAAGCAGACAUAGCUGGUAACAAAAAAGAAGCCAUGUUUCAUAAAAUAUACAUUCAGCGUCAUGACAAUGUCAGCAUUCUCUUCGCAGACAUCUGUGGCUUCACCGCCUUGUCCUCUACUUGCACUGCCCAAGAGCUGGUGCAGCUCCUGAACGAACUCUACGCCCGCUUCGACACCCUGGCAACCCAGAACCACUGCCUGCGGAUCAAGCUUCUCGGGGACUGCUACUACUGUGUCAGCGGCAUGCCAGAGCCCAGGCGAGACCACGCCCAUUGUGCCGUUGAGAUGGGCCUGGACAUGGUGGAGGCUAUAACUUUAGUACGAGAUUUAACUGGUGUUAAUGUCAACAUGAGAGUGGGAAUCCAUUCAGGCCGUGUUCACUGUGGUGUCCUAGGACUUUAUAAAUGGCAGUUUGAUGUCUGGUCUAAUGACGUGACCUUGGCCAAUCACAUGGAGAGUGGAGGACUUCCAGGUCAUGUGCACAUCAGCGCAGCAACCAAGGAAUAUCUUAAUGGUGACUAUGAUGUGGUACCAGGAAAAGGAUCAACAAGAGAUUCUUACCUGAAGAAACUUGGUAUUGAAACUUAUUUAGUCAAAACUGAUACCAGGAGAUAUAAAGCAUUUGACAAUGUGAGGGAACAUGUGACAAGUGGAGCAAUGAAACUGAUGGGGAUUGAAGAGAAAGGUCAUGUUGUGACCAUGGAUCAGAAAGAUAUUGAUGAUGAAGUCAAUGAGUAUCUCAGUCGGGCAAUUGAUGCUCGAAGUGUUGACAGACUUAGAGCAGACCAUGUUAAAGGCCUUUUCAUGACAUUCCGAAAGAAAUCUAUAGAAGAAAAAUUUUCUAGAAAACCUGACAGAAUGUUUUCUGACCAUAUUCUUUGUCAAUGUAUCAUAGUGACAACCAUAGUGGUGUGUCAUUUUUUAUUAGCUGAAAAACAUUUCUGUACGUCUUUGCACAUUUUCUUCAAUGCUUAUGAACAUUUAUCUGAAUAUUCUGUGAUAAUGGAAAUAUCUUUUAUUAUCUUCAAUUUUGUUUUAUUUUUCCUUUGCUGUGUGGAAGUUAUGCCCUGGGUGCCGAUGUAUGCUAGAAGAUCUUUACAUAAAUUGAUAGGUAUGAAACGUGUGAGCCAGACCAUUGCAGCUGCAUCUGUUUUGUGUAUAUUUUUAUCUGCUAUUUUUCCUAUGAUAUUCUUGUCAACACCAGAUUUAAAACAGUGCCUCACGGAGAAAGAAAACAAUUUUUCCUUAUUUACUGUUAGGUUAUAUAACAUAACCAGAGCAUCUAGAACCACUGUGUGUAAUCCAAAUAUUGCUACUUUCUUCUUUCCAGAGCAUUUCCUGUAUGGUGUAGUCAUAUCAAUGCUGAGUACAUCUGUGUUUUUAGAAGCAUCUAGUCUAAUCAAAUUGUUGCUGUCUCUGCUGAUAGGUGGAGUGUACAUGAUUUUGAUGGAAGUGGCCUAUGUCAGACUGUAUACCAACAGAGACUACCUACUUAUGACUGAUCAUGGUUUAGAUCCUGAGGGUAAUGGACCUUGGGUGCCUUUGCGUUGGGAAGCCAUAGUCAUCAUCAUUAUGAUCACACUCAUACUGUUUCUGCACGCACAGCAAGUAGAGUCCACAGCUAGGCUUGAUUUUAUAUGGAAAAUUCAGGCUCAAGAAGAAAAAGAAGAAGGAGAGAAUUUAAGAGAAUACAACUUGAAGCUGUUGUCUAACAUCUUACCUCUACAUGUUGCCAAACAUUUCCUUAGCAUGAAGGAUGAAACAAAUCUGUACUAUGAAGACAUCAAUAAUGUGGGAGUGAUGUUUGCUUCCAUUGUCAACUUCUCUGAGUUCUACAUAGAGCUAGAGUCCAACAAUGAAGGAGUCGAGUGCUUGAGAUUGCUCAAUGAAAUCAUUGCAGAUUUUGAUACAUUAUUAACACAUAAAAGGUUCUACGCUGUGGAGAAAAUUAAGACGGUUGGCUCAACAUACAUGUGUGCCUCAGGACUGACCAGUAAAACAAAUCUCGCAGACAUGCAGCACAUCACAGCUCUAGCUGACUAUACAUUUGCUCUUCAGAAUCAGAUGCAAUACAUUAAUGAAAACUCUUUCAAUAACUUUGUUAUGAGGAUAGGUAUCAACAUAGGUCCUGUUGUGGCAGGGGUGAUAGGUGUGAAAAAACCACAUUAUGACAUUUGGGGUAACACUGUCAAUGUGGCCAGCAGGAUGGACAGCACUGGUGUGCCAAACAAAAUACAAGUGACAGGAGAAAUCUAUAAGCUAUUAGCUAGCAGAAGAUAUGGUUUGUCUUUCAGAGGAGUAGUUCAAGUGAAAGGGAAAGGUGAUAUGCAAACCUAUUUCUUGGAGUCCAUGCCACCGGGCUCUAAAUCACCACCUCUGUCCUAUAUGUGUGAUGGUUCUAGCGCUUCAUUCAGAAACAAGUCACAAAAUACAUUAGCAGAUUAUUAAGAAAUAUUUUGUAUCAGGAGAGGGGAGAGAGAGUUGUAAAAAUUGCAUGUUUGGGUGAUUGGUUUAGUCAUCUUUUUUUCUUCUAAGUAAAAAAAAAAAGUUAUAUAAAGCAAUUUAAAACAAUAUGAUGAAGUUAGUUCAAAAUUUAGUGAAAUACGAAGAUAAGCUUGAUUAUUUAUUUUCUUAAGUCUAAAAUUUCUUUAAUCAAAAAAAAUAAUAUUGCCCAUUUUGUUUUAAAUUCACAAAACGAUUUCACAUUUAUUUUACUACAUUAAACUGAAUCCUUUAAGUUAGUGUGCAACCAUCAGGCAUAUAUGGUUCAGUUCUGGUAAUGCUCAUUCGUUGGUGUGUGCAUAUAUCAUCUGUGUAAGUAGAAAUAAUUUGUACAAAUGGUUGUUACAGUUGGUUUUCAAUUCAGUUCAAACUUUUAAAAUCAAGUUAUCUGCCUCCGCUUUUUAGAUUCAUUUUUUUGUGUGCAUAUUUUUACAUCAAACUUUGUGCAUUCAUUUAUCCAUUCAACGUUUUUUUUUUCAAGGGGGGAAGCGAGGCUGCAAAGGAUAUUUCACAUAAUUGUUAAAUUAUUAACAGAAUAAUAACCACUGGCACACACAACAUAUAAAAGUUGAGCAAAUGACAAUGACUAUACAUCUUUUGGUUUUGUUGUUAUUUUAUGAAUUGGUUCACAUUUGAUAUUGUCUGGUAUUGUGUUUUUUUUUUUUUUUUUUAAUUGUAAGCUUUUUUUAACAAGCAUUAAUUACUUAUAUUGGCACUUUUGUGUUGUAUUUUAUUUGGUGUUCAGAUUUUUAUUUUUGUGAUUCAUUUAACUUUUAAGUGAAUAAGUUCAUCUGCAUUUAUUAUAACUUAGUAUUUUAUAUUUACACAGCAAACUAUAUUUGGCUAGUAUAUUUUAAUUUGUAACUUUGUAAAUAAUCAUAUUUGUACAAUACUUGUCUAAUUGCUAAUUCCCAUAUUGUUUUAAUUGUUUCAUAGCCGGUGCAUCUCACUUUGGAUCAAAGAACAAAAGACCACAGUUAGCGACACAUGUUAGUUUUCUUUCAUCUAGACUUUUUUUUUUUUAGUAUUGGAUUAGUAAUGCCACAUUUUAUGCCAAAUUUUUUUUUUAUUGUUUUAGUUCAAAAGGUGUAAUAUAAUACAGAGCAGGAUUUUUUUUCUACUAAAAACAAGUAUCAUUUGAAAUAAGAAAUUUUCAUUUUCAAGUAAAAAUCCUUAUAUUUUGUUUACCAACUAGAAUAUUAUCUAAUGUUUUUGUAUUUUAGAAAUGUGAAGUUUUGCUCUUGUGUGAGAAUAAUAGAUCCAUGUAUUGUGUAUUGAAUCGUGAUAUAUAUUUCAUUAACAAAUUCUGAAAUGUGCACAAUGUUUUGUUUCAUAAAUUUUUUUUUCUGUUCUUAUCAAGACAUACUUUUUAUGAAGGCUGUUGCUUAUGAAAGUUAGGCAAGCCAAAUACUUUAUUCAUUUUUAAUAUUUGGCCUAUGUUAUAUCAAGUGACAUGGUAACAAAAGACAUCAGAAAAUUGAUAUGUUUAGUCCACUGAAACUCUGUGACUUCAUUAUGAGACAAAAACUGCUCUUAAAGUCAACCAUUAUGAAUGGUUCAUUUAAUUUCAAACUUGAGAGUAGUUCAUCUUAUCUCCUACACUUGAUAAAAGGUCAUCCCAACCCAUUAUUAACCAAUGAGUUAUAGAUCUAGUUUAACUGAAGAUAUUUAAAAUGUGACUUUUUUUUCUGUGUAUAAUAUCCCUAAGUUAUCUGAACCACUUUUCAAAGCUACUAAAACACUAUGAGUUAUUUGUGUUUGUGCAUGCAUGACUUUCAUUGAACCCUCUUUUAAAAUGAUAUACUUCUGGGUACUAUGUUAAUAUUCUAGUAAUUUUCUAGACCUAGCAUUGACCUGGCUGCUAAUAACUCUUUGAAGCAUGUUUCUCAUUUUUCAAUUGAAAAUGUCUGCCAGAUGUUCACAUGAAUCUCAAAAAGCUCAAUUCUCAUGGGCUAUGUAUUGACUUGUAGAGUCAUAUCAUAUCCUACAUUUUAAGCAUAUUCUUAUUAAGUGAUAUGAAUAGACCACAUUGAUAUGUUUAAUGUACUGGUACUAACCACAUUUAAAUCAUAUGUUAUAAGACCCUGGUCAGACCUUUCUUGCAAUGUUAUGACCAGACCCAUAGUGCUUAGAAAGGAACAAAUUUAGAUCAUGUGCUAUAAAACAAAAACGACCACAUAUUGUUAUGUGUUAUAUUAAAAUGACCAUAAUGAGACCAUGAUAUUAUAAAUCAAUAUAGAACAAGAGAAUGACAUUGAUUUCUUGUGUACAUUUCGUACAAUUUUUUUAUGAUUUUGUUUUGAUUGUAAUUCUGCCCCCUAUCUUGCCCUUUAGCCCCAGAUUUUUCUCAAGCAUUACUAGCGUUAGAUAAUUGUUUUGAUACAAUUGCUUAGUGUGUAUAUUGAUUGAAGACUUGUGUGAUACACUAGCCUAGAAGAUGGUGACAUUUGUUUCAUUGGAUUUAUAUGUUUCCUAUGCUGUAUAGAUGUACAGGACAUGAGUAAUGUCACUGCUACAAGUGACAUCUCCCUCUGUUCAAAUGUUGUUUGAUUCUCCCAUUCAUCCAUUGCUCCAUACCCACCUUGUAUUAUAUGUUUCAUUGAGUUCUGCCGAAUAAAUAAAUAAACAAUAUGUCCAAAUAAUUGUGUAACAUUCCAGUCUGAACAAAGAAACUUUGAAGUCAAUUGUUAUGUUUUCAUUUUCAAAAGGAAACAGAAUAUUGAAAAACAAACACAAAAAUAAAA
Messenger RNA from Biomphalaria glabrata, 7203 nucleotides. RefSeq names its product adenylate cyclase type 5-like. Gene Ontology annotation, biological process: cAMP biosynthetic process; adenylate cyclase-inhibiting G protein-coupled receptor signaling pathway; intracellular signal transduction. NCBI's taxonomy places the organism in Eukaryota, Metazoa, Mollusca, Gastropoda, Planorbidae. The record is from RefSeq and is a predicted model, not a curated record. The coding region runs from base 1028 to 4405 and encodes 1125 amino acids. The transcript has 22 exons. Gene Ontology annotation, molecular function: adenylate cyclase activity. Gene Ontology annotation, cellular component: plasma membrane.